AGCGUUAAUGUGUAGGAAGUCUUCAUUCCUCGCUGCUGUUGUCGGGCAAAAGUUUGGGUGGUUAAGUUUAUGCGGUGUUUGACAAGAUGAAAUCUUCCAGAAUGACUUUUAUUGCUUGGCUGCUUGUGUGCCUUUUGGAUCAAUCAGCUGGUUACCCAAAUGGAAAAGUAUCCGAAUCCUGUGACUCUAUGUUGCCUUUUCAUGGAGGGUCACCCCAGAAAUUUCCCAAGCAUACCAUUGAAGUGAACGUGACAGAAUUUAAACCAGGAGAUCGUGUGAAAGUUAGUUUUUCUGGGCCUACAUUUGAAGGCUUUUUGCUACAAGCUCGCAAUGCUGACCGCUUGGAAGACCUGCCCAUUGGUUCUUUUGCAUUAGCUGAUCGGAGACGAUCUCAGCUCCUUAGAUGUGGACAUGUAAAGAACUCAGCUGUUAGUCACACCAGUAAAUCUAAGAAAGACCAUAUGGAUGCUUAUUGGAUUGCUCCUAGAGAUGCACCAAAGAACAUACAAUUCCUAGUCACAGUUGUACAAAAAUUCAGUAUCUACUGGGUAAAAAUUCCUGGUCCUAAGAUUUCUCAAUCUACUAUACUUCCUUUGACAACAAUAAUGUCUACUAAUAGGACCAUUCCAACAUCCUUGCCUAUCUCUUCCCUAAGCCAACCAUUCAACGCUUCAGACUGUGGAGAUCGCAAGUUCUGUGUGAGAAAUCCAACACACUGUGACCCUAAAGCCAACAAUUGCUUCUUUCUCUCCUUCAAACAAGAUUAUGACUCAGUAUGGAUUGAAAUGAGCGGUCCCAGUGAAGGCUAUAUUGCCUUUGCAUUAUCUCAUGAUCAAUGGAUGGGUGGUGGUGAUGAUGCAUAUCUCUGCAUUAGUGAAGUUUAUUGUGCUGACAUCAGGACAGCUUUGCUGGUUGGGCGAUCUUAUCCAGAAUUUGACUCGAAGAGUGCUUUGCAGAAUAUAUCUUGGAGACUGGCUGAUGGCCUUAUCCAGUGUUCUUUCAGAAGAAGAAUUCGCCUUCCAGCUUCUACAGGAAGAUAUAAUCUGGAUGCAAACUAUUACAUAUUUCUGGCUGAUGGUGAAAUCAGCACAGAAGGUGAAAUCUACAAACACCAACAACAACCUCUGAUUACAAAUGGAAAAUACAACAUUCUAGGUCCAUUAAAAGACAUUGGAGGAUCCCGCUCUCCAUUCCUGAUCAAAAUCCAUGGUGCACUAAUGUUUGUUGGAUGGAUAACUACAGUUAGCAUAGGGGUGAUCGUUGCCCGGUUUUUCAAAUCUGUCUGGCCUAAUACUCUACUAUUUGGAGAAGAGAUUUGGUUUCAGAUCCAUCGUUCCUUGAUGAUAAUAACAAUAUUGCUCACAAGCAUAUCUUUUGCUCUUCCUUUUAUAUAUCGAGGAGGUUGGAAUAAACAAGCAGGUUUUCACCCCUAUUUCGGCUGCACUGUGAUGGCUCUGGCACUUUUUCAGCCUCUUAUGGCAGCGUUCAGACCCCCUCCACAAGCACCAAGAAGGCAGAUUUUUGGCUGGUUACAUUGGAGCGCUGGCACAACUGCUAGAAUAUUAGCUGUGGUAACAAUGUUCCUGGGAAUGGACUUGCCAGCUCUCAACCUUCCUCCAUGGGAUACUUACGCAAUGAUUGGAUUUGUAGCUUGGCAUGUUGGGAUUGAUGUGCUUCUGGAACUACAUGGCUACUGCCUCAUCCGCAAAGUUGAGGUGUUGGAAGAUGACAGGGUACAAAUAUUGCAAUCCUUAUCUUCUGCAGAAGCCCAGGGCCAUACAUUUAAAAAAGCAGUGCUGUUUAUCUACAUUUGUGGCAACAUAGCAUUUCUUGUCACCUUCAUAACAGCAGUUGUGCAAGUAUGAUUCCAUAAAAGCCUUGACUAUUCUAGAGAGUUUGUCAUUACAGUUCAAAAUAACUUCUUACUGGAUUUCAUAGCUGUCAAAGAAACUUAUCUUCAAUUCAAGAUUGUGAGAACAACUCUUCACCACACAGCCAUUGAAGAGCAAACUUUGUUGGUCUUGAUAAGAAUCUGUCUUGGGCUUCUUCCUGAGUUAACUACUUGCUUUAUAUUUUGUAUAUUUAUAUUCUGUAGCUUUAUCUAUUACGUGAAAGCUAGGGGAGGAUCUUAUUUUGAGCCAAUGGACCAUUGCUCCUCAAGUUCCAGGACAUACCUGUCAGAUGUGGCUGAUAUUUCACACACAGUAUUGUUUUCUUGUGGUAAAAUGUGAUCUUUGACAACCAUGUGGCCCACAGCAUGUCAAAAUCGGAAGAUAGAGUAUAAUGAUGAAAGAUCCACCUCUUUUGAAUGUUGAGCGCAUAUAUACAAAAUAUUGUUCAUCAUCCCCACCUACCCCAAAGAUGCUGCUGCAUAUGUACCUCAUGUUUCAUACAUUUUGUCUUCCCUCCCACACACAAUCACUAUUUCAGUAUUAUGAAGCCCAUUUCCAAGUACAGACAUUUUUACCAGAAGCUCCUUUUUGUGAAUUCAAGAUAUUUGUAUGAGAAUACUCUUUUGAAGUAUUUAUUACAGAUUUUUAGAUUGAGAUGUGCACAUAUUAUUCCAAGAGUGAUGACAAUUGUUUGAACGUUGUUGUUUCUUGUCACUUCUAAACACUUGAAUAUGUUUGUAGACUACCUCUUUCUCUUGAAAGUAACUAGGUACUAUACAGAUUGUCCUCUUUAGCAUGUAUUUAAUGAAUGAUGAGUAAUAUAUUGUUGCUAAAGUUAGGAUGAUCUCUAAUGGAUGAUGUAUUCAUCCAUUGGUGACCCUUUUGUUACAGACCCGUGUGUGUGUUCUACACGGUUAGAAGAACCUCUAGAGAAGAAGUCCAAUGUAUGUAGGUGAUGCUGCUGGGUUUGGAAAAGCUGGGAAUUAGAUGGAGCUGCAUAUGGAAAUAGGCUAAAAAUGUUAGUGUAAAAUUCCAAUCCACAUUGUUAAAUGGCAAUGUAAGUCACUACAUUGACUUACAUUGACUUUUUGACUCUGAUCCUAAAGAGAGUCCAGUAAAAAAAAAAAAAUCUUUCAACUCAAGUCUCUUUGGUGUCAGACUAUUUCCAUUACUUAUGCUCCAUAAAAAUGAUGUCCGUGACCAGCAACACUGUAGUUUUAUAGAUAUUGCACACCAAAGAUUUAAUAUUUUUAAUUUUAUGAAGUUCUUGUCCCAGUUUUUGAAGGGAAUUUCUAACUUCUAAGCAAUGUUUAAUGAAAUAUAUAGCUGCUAGUCAUAUUUCUAUUUGCUGUAAAUGUAUUUUCCAUUAAAGAGUUUUUUCACCUGUUAUGUUAAGAGUGUUGAAUCUUCUCAAAUUUCUAUGACUUAGUAUUUAUCUAAUGUAAUUUUGCUAGAGAUUUUUCUCUAGGCAACAUCUGUAUCCCUCACCUAUGAAUCAAUGUCUGAAAACUUAAUAAAAAGAUAACAUUA
This is a messenger RNA of Pantherophis guttatus, 3422 nucleotides long. RefSeq names its product ferric chelate reductase 1 (gene FRRS1). Lineage: Eukaryota; Metazoa; Chordata; Lepidosauria; Squamata; Colubridae. The record is from RefSeq and is a predicted model, not a curated record. Gene Ontology annotation, cellular component: membrane. Gene Ontology annotation, molecular function: oxidoreductase activity, acting on metal ions. Gene Ontology annotation, biological process: intracellular iron ion homeostasis.